Messenger RNA from Labeo rohita (rohu), 5237 nucleotides. RefSeq names its product complement C3. Lineage: Eukaryota; Metazoa; Chordata; Actinopteri; Cypriniformes; Cyprinidae. The transcript is spliced from 41 exons. The record is from RefSeq and is a predicted model, not a curated record. Gene Ontology annotation, cellular component: extracellular region. The coding region runs from base 10 to 5040 and encodes 1676 amino acids. Gene Ontology annotation, molecular function: endopeptidase inhibitor activity; protein binding.
UCCAGCAGGAUGAUGCUGCUGCUUCCACUGUUUUUAUGGGUACUGUUGGUAUCCACUACCCAGAUUUCUUCCCAAAGACGUGACAGUCAUGUUCUUGAUUUGGAACCGCAGUUUGUCAUCCUAGCUCCAGCAAGGCUGAGGCUUGGAACGAAACUGAACAUCUUACUAGAGGCGCACAGCCUGUCCAAGCCAAUCACGGUCAAAGUCACUGUCUAUACACACCCGAACAAAUACGUCCUGACACAGGGCUCUGCAAUCCUCAAUUCAGAAAACAGCUACAGUGCUCUCAAAACCAUUGAGAUCAAUCCAAACCUGUUGCUUUUGGAGACAAAGAAGGAGACAUUUGUUACACUGGUUGCUGAAUUUGGGGGUUUCCAUAAAGCGGAGAAAAUUAUCAAGCUGUCAUUCCGCACUGGAUAUAUUUUCAUUCAAACCGAUAAACCGGUUUACAACCCUGGAGACACAGUUCAUUACAGGGCUUUUGUAUCCAAUCCUGAAUUCCAAGCUUUCAACAGCACAAUAUCUCUUGAGAUUCAGAACCCAGAUGGUAUAGUGAUGCACGGCAGAGCCAAUGCCCUGGCAAGCCACGGGAUCCUAUCUGAAAGCUACACCCUCUAUACUGUGGUCAAAGAGGGAAGAUGGAAAGUUGUUGCGAAGUUUGAUAAUGUUGCAGAAAACACAUUCAGCACCGUAUUUGAUGUAAAGAAAUAUGUUCUCCCACCAUUCAACGUCACUUUAACCCCAAAGAAAUCCUACUUAAGCCUAGAUGAGAAAAAGUUGGAAGUCAAAGUCACAGCCAGGUAUCUUUAUGGUGAACCAGUGAAAGGUGUUGCAUAUGUGCUGUUUGGUAUUGAAACUAAUGGCGUGAAAAAAAUAAUAACAUCUAUGAAGCAACUAAAAGAUCUAAAUGGGAAAACUGUUAGUUUGACUAUGGAAGAGAUAAAGAAAGCCUGUUCUGACACAUACAGUCUACUGAUGUAUUCUGUUUACAUCAAAGCGUCAGUAAUGACCAGCUCAGGUAGUGAACUUGUGGAAGCAGAGAAAUCCGGCAUUAAAAUAGUUGCUUCACCCUACGUGCUCUCCAUCAAGGACACACCAAAGUAUUUCAAACCUGGCCUGCCAUUAGACAUAGUGGUUACAGUGAGAAACCAAGAUGGAUCUCCAGCUCCUAAUAUCCCUGUUGAAAUCAACUUCCUUCAAAAAACAAUCAACACACACAGCGGCACUAUCAGGGUCUCUGUCAACAUGCCUGAUGAAUACGAAAAACAAAGAUUGAAGGUAAAAAUGGCUCUUCCUGGUGUGAAUGAAGAAAGGCAUAAUGUGAAGGAGAAGAAGCUGGAGCCAUAUUUGGGUUUUGACCUCAGCAGUAAGAACUACCUGCACAUCUCAGUGGGCUCCAACAAAGUGGCGGUGGGCAACAGUCUUAUCAUCAGAGUGUACAUUAAAACCGACCCACCAGAACACAGAAAACUUGUGAGGCAGCUGACGUACGCUGUUUUGAACAAAGGGAAAAUAAUAACAGCUGCCAGGGUGAAUGUAGAAUACCAGGGUAUCAUAAAUUUGCCUUUGCUGGUUACAACAGAGAUGCUACCAUCAUUCCGGCUGCUGGCGUACUAUAUGUUGCCAUGGCAACCGAAUGCAGAAGUGGUGGCAGACUCAGUGUUUGUGGAUGUGGAGAACCAAUGUGUAGGAUCACUCAUUUUAGGACCAGCAGAGGGAGAAAAACUCAGUUCAUACUCACCAGGCAGCAGCUUUAAAUUUGAAGUGAAGGGAGACCCGGGAGCAAAUGUCAGCCUGGUUGCUGUGGAUAAUGCCAUUUUUCUGUUGAGUAAAAAACAUCUGACGCAAAAGGAGGUGUGGAAGGUGGUGGGUCAGGGUGAUAUGGGCUGCACCUCAGGAGGAGGCAGGAAUAAUAUGGGUGUUUUCAGUGAUGCAGGACUGGUGUUUUAUUCCAGCACAGGAGGAUCUACUGACUUCGGAUCAGAUCAUUGCUCCAGAAAAUCUAGGAGGAUAAGAUCCUUGAAGCAAAGAGAAACAAAAUGGAAACAAAGAGAGGAACUGGAGAAGGCAUAUUUUGAUGAGUUUCUGCAGAGAUGUUGUGUGGACGGCAUGAGGGAGAUUCCCAUGCCCUAUUCCUGCUACCGUCGCUCCCUCUACAUCACCGAGGACUGGAGCUGUGUGUCGGCUUUCCUUUACUGUUGCGUGAAUUACAAAGGGGAGGAGUUUGAUGACAUAAUUGAACCUCCUUACGGGCCGCCACCUGUGUUGCACGGCUUAAGUGAUCCUAUGUAUGAGCAAGAGUUUGAUGAAGAUGAUUUAGCUGACAUAGAGGACAUUUACGUGCGCAACAAGUUCUUUGAAUCGUGGCUGUGGACUGACAUAAGAUUACCCAGCGUUCCCAAGUCUGAUGGGUUGGCUGUAUUUCCAGUGAACACCACUCUUCCUGACAGUAUCACUCAGUGGGGGAUUUUUGCCAUCAGUGCCUCACCUGAGACAGGUUUCUGUGUAGCUGAACCAUAUAAUGUCCAGGUGUGGAAGCCAUUCUUCCUAGACUUACGUCUGCCUCCCUCAGUGUCCAGAAAUGAACAUGUGGAAAUCAAAGCUGUGAUCUACAACUACAGAAAUGAAAACCUGAAGGUCAUGGUGAUCCUGGAAAAGACAGAGGACAUGUGUAGUGUGGCAUUUAGCAGAACUCACAGACAGCAGGUUUUGGUACCGGCUGGCUCCUCCAAGGUUAUUACAUACACCAUCAUCCCUCUUAAAACAGGAGAGCUUCCUCUACAGGUCACAGCCGUUCCACGUUCUUUUAUUGAAGCAGAUGCAGUGAGGAAGAAUUUGCGUGUGGUAGUAGAAGGCAUCCAGAGAAUUAAGUCUAGGAGCUUUGUGUUGAACCCCUCUGAGAAAGGAGACAGUGGGAGACAAGUGAUAAAAGUGGAGAAAAUGGAGUUAAAAUCGGUUGUACCAAAUUCAAAGCCUAAGGCAUUCAUCAAUGUCAGAGGUGAUUUGCUGGCAGACAGCAUUGAUAACUCCAUUAAGGAGGACUCUCUGGCGGCAUUGAUCCGGUUGCCUGGUGGAUGUGUGGAGCAGAACCUGGCCAGAAUCACACUGCCCCUCAUUGCCACCCAUUACCUGAAUCGGAGUGGAAACUGGGAUGAUGUGGGAAUAAAUCGCAGAGAAGAGGCCAUUAAAUACAUCCAAAUAGGUUAUGAAAAUCAACUUAAUUUUCGAAAAAAUGAUGACUCAUACCCUCCCUAUGCCAAAGAGGGCACCAGCACAUGGAUCACUGCGUAUGUGGUGAAGGUUUUCUCCAUGGCAAAAUCGUUUAUUAGCGUCAAUGACAAAAAUCUGUGUGGACCUCUGGUGUACCUGCUCAAGAAUAAACAGCGUCCUGAUGGAUCCUUUCAGGAGGACAAUCCUGUCUUUGUCACCAGUAUGACGGGAGGCCUGCAAGGCUCUGAAUCCACAGUGUCUCUGACCGCAUUCGUGCUCAUUGCUUUGGCAGAGGCACAAAAUGCUGUUACCUGCCGAGAACCAGGCCUCAACAUACAGGGCAAUUCCAGUAAAGCGGCGGAGUAUAUAAGGAAUAAUUUCCCUCAACUGAACAGGGCGUACACAGUGGCUAUAGCAUGCUACGCUUUAGCAGUAUCCAACCAUGGCUGCAUGAAGAGCAUGCUGUUAAAUUUUGCCUCACCAGAUCGUACCCACUGGACUGACUCUGAUAAUCGCUUUUUCACACUGGAAGCUACUGGCUACGCAUUGUUAGCACUGAUCAAAGACGGUCAUAUGAAGGAGGCAGUUGAACCAUUUCAAUGGUUAAAUGAGCAACGUGACAUUGGUGGAGGGUAUGGCUCAACUCAGUCCACUAUGGUAGUGCUACAGGCCCUCUCUGAGUACCUAGUAAAGAGGCCUCCUCCUUCUAAACAUACAUUAAGGGUGGAGCUCCACGUGCCUGGUCAGAGAACUACUCUGUGGAACAUCCUUCCCAAAAUGGUUUAUGAGCUUCAAACUGCUCAGGUUCCAUUUGGCAAGGAAUUCACAGUGGUGGCUACUGGGAAUGGCAAGGGAAUUUUGGAGGUAGUAACAGAGUACCAUGAGCUUCCUGAUGUGUAUGAGAACAGCACAUGUAAUGGCUUCCAACUGGAUGUCUCCAUUGAGAAGACUAAUAAAAAUCACAGACCUGAUGUAGAAAUGUCCUACAAACUUACUAUCAGAGUGAGGGCUCUUGAGAGAGAGCAAAGAUUUGUGGUUCUGGAUAUCGGCUUGCCCACCGGCUUUGAGCCUGAAAACUUUGACUUAGAGCAGCUUUCAAAUUCACUGGAUUGCUACAUCAAAACCUUCCAAGUGGUGGACAACCUGAGUGACAGAGCAUCCCUCAUAAUUCACCUGUUUAAGGUGUCCAGUACGGAGACAGACGUGAUCUCAUUUACACUGCAUCAGAAAUUUAAAGUGGGAUUCCUUCAGCCCUCCACUGUUACAGUGUACCAGUACUACAACAAAGAUAAAAACUGUAGCAGGUUCUACUCUCCUCCUGAAAAUAAAAAUCAGCCGGGUAUUAUCUGCGACAAUAAGGUGUGCCGCUGCUCACAGGGUAAUUGCUGUGUACAAAAACCUGGAAAUAUGUCUUCAGGAAAACGGUGGCUGAAACUAUGCAAUGGAAAACAUUAUGCCUACAAGGUUAAAUUGAUCGGUGUAAAGAAGUGUCACUACGAUCAGUACGAGAUGAAGAUCGUCCAGAUUAUACAAAAGGGGUCAGAAGUUGGUUUGAAAAAAAAUGACAAGAGGAUGUUUCUCUCACAUGCGACCUGUAGGACAGGGCUUGGUUUAAGAGAGGGUCAGGACUAUCUGAUCAUUGGGAGGAUUGCUGAUGUUUGGCACGCAGGGAGCACAUCCGACCAGUACCUGUAUAUGCUGGGUAAGGACACAUGGGUCGAGCGCUGGCCGGCUGAGUCUGAAUAUACGCGUGGAUCCACUCUAAAGGCGAAAUGUGCUGAGCUGAAAAGCUUCCCAGUAGCACAGACAAAGAAUCGCCGUCAGAUUUGAGAGGCGCCUCACAAACGUUAUUCUCUAAACACUCCAAUGACAAAACCACAGUUGUAAAUUGUCAUUCUGUCUUGUUUCAAUAUAUCACAAAACUUUUCCAGCUAGCUUAAAAACAAGAAUGCAAACAAAAACAGACAUUCAUUUAAUUGUGUACACCGUCUGUAUCAAAAAACAAACCUCAAUACUUUGAGGUCAUA